Molecule: messenger RNA, 2222 nt
Organism: Ceratitis capitata (Mediterranean fruit fly)
Lineage: Eukaryota; Metazoa; Arthropoda; Insecta; Diptera; Tephritidae
Gene: Ns3
Product: large subunit GTPase 1 homolog
Exons: 5
Coding region: 123-2045 (640 amino acids)
Biological process (GO): ribosomal subunit export from nucleus
Cellular component (GO): cytosol
Molecular function (GO): GTP binding; GTPase activity
Source: RefSeq, a predicted model, not a curated record
UGUGCAAUCCAUGAAGAAGCAUCAAAACAAAUUAAUUGCGCAUAUUGCGCACGUGUUGUUAAAUUGAGAAAUUUUGUUUAAAUACCUUUUUUUAUUAACAUUAAACUAAAUCAAACCGCAAAAUGAGCAAGAAAAGUAAAACAAAGUCGACUGAUCUUGGUCGGGCGUUAAUUAAAAAUCGCUUUGGUCACCAAUUUCGACGCAAAGUGCAUAACGACACAAUGCUACACACCACCGAAAUACAGGAUGGCUACGAUUGGGGUCGUCUCAAUUUGGCCUCUGUCACCGAGGAGUCCUCAUUCCAUGAUUUCCUACGCACAGCCGAACUAGCAGGCACUGAAUUCCAAGCAGAAAAAUUAAAUAUUACCUUUAUCAAUCCGAAAUCAGGCGUUGGUUUACUAUCGAAAGUACAACAACAGGAAAUGGAAAGUAAACAUAAGGAACAUCGUGAUAUGUUAACAAUACCAAGACGCCCUAAGUGGACAACGGAAACUACUGCGGAGGAGUUGCAGCGCGCGGAAAACGAAAGUUUUUUGGAAUGGCGUCGUUCGUUGGCUAAGCUACAAGAAGAGCAAGAAAUUAUAUUGACACCAUACGAGAAGAAUUUGGAGUUUUGGCGUCAAUUAUGGCGCGUUGUUGAACGUUCCGAUGUUAUUGUACAAAUUGUGGAUGCACGCAAUCCGCUGCUAUUCCGCAAUGUUGAUUUAGAGCGUUAUGUAAAGGAAGUUAACGCGGAUAAAAUGAAUAUGAUUUUGGUGAAUAAAUCGGAUAUGUUGACAGAGCAACAACGUAAACAUUGGGCAGAGUACUUUGAGGCAGAAGGCAUAAAAACAGCAUUCUUCUCAGCAACAAUGGCCACUGAAGAUUUAAAGAAAGUGCAAGAAGAAAUGAAUGAAGAGGAAGGUGAAGAAGAUGAGGAUGGCGAAGAAGAAGUGGAAAGUGAAAACGGAAGCGAAGCAGAGACUGAAACUAAGGAGAAAGCUAGUGAAGCAAAAACUAACACACUUUCUGAAGAUGUUAAACAAGAAAUAGAAAAGUUUAAAGCAUCGACUGAAGAAGUGCAUAAAUCAUUAGAUCAAUUGGAAGAUCAAUUCAAGUCAAUAAUGCAAAAAGCAGCUGAUGAAGUUGAACUACAUAAAAUGCUUAAAAAGAACAAUCCAAAGGUACUAACUCGUGAGGAACUCAUAACGCUGUUUAAAACCUUAUACAGAGGAAAGACAUUUACGCCGGGUGUAACAACCAUUGGUCUGGUUGGAUAUCCAAAUGUGGGUAAAAGUAGUACGAUCAAUGCAUUAAUGAUAGAGAAGAAAGUAUCGGUAUCAGCCACACCGGGCAAAACAAAACAUUUCCAAACCCUCUUUCUGGAUACAGAUUUAUUGUUAUGCGAUUGUCCUGGUUUAGUGAUGCCAAGUUUUGUACUAACCAAAGCUGAUAUGAUACUCAACGGUAUACUGCCAAUAGACCAGAUGCGGGACUAUGUGCCACCAGUGAAUUUACUUUGUUCACGCAUACCACGACAUGUACUCGAGGAUAAAUACGGUAUAAUCAUUGCCAAACCAAUUGAGGGUGAAGAUGAGCAUAGAUCGCCUCAUGCCGAGGAGUUGCUGCUCGCUUAUGGCUACAAUCGCGGCUUCAUGACAUCCAACGGCCAGCCAGAUCAAUCGCGUUCUGCACGUUAUGUAUGCAAGGACUAUGUAAAUGGCAAGCUGCUCUACUGUCUCGCACCACCCAACGUGCCACAAGAGGAAUAUCAUGUUUUUCCUGCGAAAACAGGUAGAAUAAUCACUGAACAACAACUGCCAAGUCAACAACAACGCGCAAUGCGGAUCAACACGAAAACUUCUUCAAAUGACAUCGAUAAGCAAUUUUUCGCCGCAAAUAACAAUCAAGCUUAUGUAAAAGGUCGUAGCAAUUUUCCACAUAUACGAGUCGCCAACGAUGGUAGCUUGGUGAGUGCGCCACCCACUGAAAAGCCCUGGCGUAGUGUGAAGAAAGAGCGACGUGAGAAAUUGCGUAAAAAAUUCUCACAUUUAGAUCAGCAUUAACUGAAAGUGAAAUUUGUUUUAUUUAAAACAUAUUUACAUACAUAUAUGUAUGCUCCUCCUAACGUUCUAAAUGAAUUACUUUUAGCUAUGUAAAGUGAUUUUCUUAUUCAUAUGUAUGCCAACUGUGUAAUUAUCUAUUUAUGAAUUUGUAUAAUUAUAGUUGAAUAAUAUUUGCAA